UUUUUUUUUUAUAUUUAUCUCAUUCUCUUAUAUAUUAUAGUUAACUUUUUAUGUCUACCAUAUACUGGUAUUCUACUAAUGGCGUGGACAGAAAACGUCUAGCAGAUCGCCAUGUUACUGCAUUAGAUCAAGCUUUUGAACGACAAACACGUGUACAAAUUUAUGACGAUGAAGCUUUUGGAAACUUACCUGCCAUUGCAAGUCCACAUCUUGGAACUAUGACCUCAGGUGAUAUCCAUUAUGGACUUUAUCGACAACCUUCUUUGUGGGAAUCUAAUGACUCAAAUAUGGAUAGUAUGAUGUUAAUGUUAGGUGAUACAAAUGAUCAUUCAAUAGAUAACAAUAAUAAUAUGGAAAAUGGUAUUAUUGAAACAUCAUCAUCUACACUUCCUGCGAUAUCACAACAUCUUUCGAAAAUACAUUCAGAUCAAAGUAGACCAUCUGAUCAUCGACAUAGUACUACUACUACUAUACGACGAAGACACUAUAUAAGAAGCUCUUUGGACACAUUGUGUUGUUCUAUUAGUUAGAUUAUUCUAUUUUUUUG
This is a messenger RNA of Halteromyces radiatus, 547 nucleotides long. RefSeq lists its product as uncharacterized. Lineage: Eukaryota; Fungi; Mucoromycota; Mucoromycetes; Mucorales; Cunninghamellaceae. The record is from RefSeq and is a predicted model, not a curated record. The transcript has a single exon. The annotation marks the transcript as partial.